Cuscuta europaea is the source of this 1121-nucleotide messenger RNA. The record is from the annotation of a GenBank genome assembly. NCBI's taxonomy places the organism in Eukaryota, Viridiplantae, Streptophyta, Magnoliopsida, Solanales, Convolvulaceae.
CAAAUUCAGACUUAGCUUUUAGGCAAAGUAAUAUAAUGGACGCUAGGGAGGGGAGACUGAAGAAGGUGAGAUGGGAGAACAGAAAAACGAGUGUCUUCAAAAAAGGGAGAGAAUUAGCUACAUUGUGCGAUGUCCGGCUCUGUGUAGUUACAGUUUCUCCAGACGGAAAGGUGGAAACUUGGCCGGAGAAUGCGGCGGCCGUCUAGGCUGUUCUUCUUGACGCCGUCAAAGCAGCGGCAGAGAAACAGAGUAUGUGCCCCAGAAAGCAGCAGCAGCACCCGAAACAGAGGGAGAUUUCAGAUGGGACGAUGAUCAGUACUGAUGAUUAUGACGUCCAAGAAGUAGUAAUGGAGGUGGAAGGCGGCGCCGGCGGCAGUAAUUACUACUAUAAUAAUGACGGGUUUGGAGCUGCACCCAUGAUAGCAAGUGAUGUGAAUACUAAUUAUUGGUGACAACUCCGGUACCUUUCUAAAAAAUGGGGUACCGUACCUAUUAUUCAUUUGAUUGGACCACACCAUUUUAUCAUUUUUAAUUUAGAUUUAAAUAAUUCAACUGCUACAUUCUCAUUGGUCCAUGUGGACAAAGGUAUGGUACCUUAUGGGUACCAUAGAAUCUACCCUAAUUAUUAUCAUCAACAAGAUUCAAGCUCAUCCUCUACCUCCUCCUCCGGCGGCGGCUGAUGUUUACGGACAGUAUUAUCCGGUGCCGGAAUAUAACGGGGAGUCCAGCAAUCAUCAGCAGUUUCAUGAUCAUCCUCCUCCUUUCUGUACUGGAGAUUACGACGGUUAUGGCUCUGGAUGGCAGCAGCCACAAAACCAGUGGACUCAAAGCGAUGGCUUUUCUUUUGGCGCGGCUGAUAAUGAUUCUCUAGGCGGCGGAAUGAUGCUGCAGCCGCCCCAGUAUGCUGCCGGCCCCGAUCUUACUGGAUUUGGGAACUUUCAUCAUUUCGGUGAUUACUAGCUACGCUUGAAGUAUGUAGUGCUACGUACGAUAGUAUUUACUUCACUUCAAUUCGUCUAGUAGCUCUCACUCACUACAUAAGAAAUUUAUUGGAUGAAAAAAUAGUUUAAUGCUGUAAUUGGGAUUUCAUGUUUUUUUUGAAUGGAAAAGUCAUAUAUUAA